AUGGAGGAAGAACGGAUUCUUCACAGAAUCAUUGGGGGAGAUUCAGACAUCGAUUUAUCAGAGGAUGAGUGUCCAGAGAGACGGGAUGAGACAGAAGAGAGUGAAAGCUCAGAUGAGGAGGACCCAGAUGAGGUGGACCAAGAUGCAGAGCCAGAUGAAGUGUGCCGUCGUCAUCUGUGGGACAAAACCAACACGUUCAUGCCUGUGUUGGAAGAAUGCAGAAUUACACCAGAUGAUGCUGCUAAAAGCCGUAGAGACUGGAGCCCACUGCAGUACUUACAGCAGUACAUCGAUGAACAGCUAAUUCAGGAUCUGUCUUUCUUCACCAACCAGCGCAUGGUACAGGAUUCAGGCUACAGCUUGAACACAACACCGGAAGAGAUCAAGACCUUUUUAGGAAUCUCAGUGUACAUGGCAUGCCUUGGAUAUCCAAGAAUUAAAAUGUACUGGGCCGCCAAAACAAGAGUCUCAAUUAUAACUGACUCCAUGACACGAGAUCGUUUUUGCAAGAUCAGAUCUUCCCUCAAAGUGGUCAAUGAUCUGGAUGUGCCAGAAGAUGAGAAGAAAAAGGAUCUGCUUUGGAAAGUAAGACCACUCCUCAAGAGAGUGCUGCAAGGUUGCCUCAGCCUGCUCAGGCCACCAAAGGUCUGCAUUGAUGAACAAAUGGUUCCCUUCACAGGCUGCUGUCCAGUUCGUCAAUAUGUUCCCGGCAAACCAAAUCCAAGAGGAUUAAAGGUGUUUGUUCUCGCAACUCCAAGUGGCCUUGUGUUGGACUUUGAGACCUUUCAGGGAAAGAACACCUUUGUUCAAGACCAGCAAAUGGGAAUAGGUGCAAAUGCAGUCCUGCGUUUGACUGAGACUGUUCCCAGAGGAACACUGGUGUACUUUGACCGGUACUUUACCACCAUCAAGCUUAUGGAGGCUCUUCUGGAAAGGGGCCUUCCUGCUACGGGAACAAUUCAGAAGAAUCGAAUCCCAAAAGAGUGCCACUUCACUGCUGACAAGGUCUUCAGCAAAAAAGGAAGAGGGUCAUCAGAAAUGAUUGUACGGAGACCUAAUGAAAUCGCACUCACGAAGUGGGUGGAUAAUAAGCCUGUUGUCAUGGUAUCGACCGUCCAUGGGAUUGAGCCCCAGGACACCUGUUCCAGAUGGUCAAAAAAAGAAAAGAAGCAAAUCCAUGUCCCAAGACCUGCGGUGGUAGUGGAAUAUAACAGCAACAUGGGAGGGGUUGAUAUGUGCGAUCGCAUGCUCAGCUACUACAGUAUGUCCAGCUACACCAAGAAGUGGACUGUUCGUACCGUGCUCCACUUCACUGAUUUAGCCAUCACCAACUCGUGGAUUCAGUACCGACAAGACAGCCAGGCCUUGCAACGACCUGCAAAGAAAACCUCCCAAUACUUGGAGUUCAAACUCCUCUUGGCUGAGGAACUGAUAUCCCAGGCACAGGCAUGUCAGCGAGAUGAAACUGACUCAAGUGAUGAAGAAUUCUCUCCAGAAAUGAAGAAAAGGAACCCCCACCCAGAUGAGAGCAUAAGGAAAUACGGUACAAUCCAUUUGCCCCAAAUGCUCAACAUUCCAAAUGCUUCCAGAUGCAGAAUGCCUGGAUGCAAACGCAAAACCUCUGUGAGAUGCAUAAAGUGCAACAUGUUCCUCUGUGUCUCCAAAAAGUCAGAAUGCUUCGUGAAAUACCAUCUAGAGUCAAAUGUCUAA
Lampris incognitus (smalleye Pacific opah) is the source of this 1710-nucleotide messenger RNA. Its product is annotated as piggyBac transposable element-derived protein 3-like. Bases 1 to 1710 code for a protein of 569 amino acids. The transcript is spliced from 2 exons. Lineage: Eukaryota; Metazoa; Chordata; Actinopteri; Lampriformes; Lampridae. The record is from RefSeq and is a predicted model, not a curated record.